GUGGUGCGGGUGGUGGGUGAAUAAUUUGGGGUGCGAUUUGUCGGCGGUUGUAUAGUCCGGAUUAACUGGCUACAGCGGGACCGGGAGGACCGCUAACAUGACGGACGAGGGGCCCGGGAUGUGCUGGUGCUUGAGGCGCUGCGGGAGGAACACGGAGGAUCUGUUGUUACCUGACGGGGAAGAGGUCACUCUGGGCCGAGGCUUGGGGGUCACCUACCAACUGAAACCCACGCUGUGUCCACUCAUGAUCUCCCGCACUCACUGUCUCUUCAAGCAGAACACUGGGGGCGAGUGGACUGUGACUGAUAACAAGAGUUUGAAUGGGGUGUGGAGGAACAAGGAAAGACUGGAGCCCCACAAGGCCUACACCCUGAGUGAAGGGGCCCUUAUCCAGCUAGGGGUGCCCCCACCCAACAUGGAAAGUGCUGAGUUUGAGUACAUGUUGGUCCGGGAACAUCUAGAGAAGCUAUCUGGAUCUCUAAUCAGGCCACUGCCCGACAAGACCAAGGCAACAAGGACCAAGCGAAAAUUCACCUCGGAGGAUACUGAUGCCUCGGGAAAUGAAGGUCCAUCUAACUUCUCCAUACCCAAGUUCUACCGGGUCUCCAGAGAAGAUGAGGACUCAGCCAAAUCCUCGCACACCACUGACUUAUACAAGCAGCCUACAGUGGAGCCCACAGCAUCUGGGACAGAGUCUCGAUUAAAUGACUCGGUAGAAGCUGAAGUGGUGGCGCCCACCCAGCAGCAGUGCCGCAGCACAUUGCAGCUUUCGAGAGUUAGGCAGACAAUGGAGGAGAUCCGCCGACUGAAUGUGCAAAUGCAGGAGAAGCAGAUGGAGAUGCAGGAGAAGCUGAACUCCCCCCUAGAGAACCAAGUGGGUGCUAACAGUGUUCUUGCGGUGCAGAAGGAGCUGCGAGCAUUGCACAACCAUCUGAGCAACGAGCAGGAGCAGCACAUGCAGAGUGUGAAGGAGCUGAAGGAGAUUUUUGAGGAGGAACAGCAGAGCAUGGGGAGUCGGAAGCAAGUGGAGGAGGAGCAUCUGAAGGAGCAGUUGGCUCAGGCUCUGCAGGAGCACACACAACUUAUGCAAGAACUGAAUCGCAGCAAGAAUGACUUUGAGCAGAUUAUUGAGGCGAAGAAUAAGGAACUACAGGAGACUAAGGAGGAGAAAGAGAAGGUUUUUGCUCAGAAGGAAGAAGUUCUGAACCAUAUGAACGAUGUGCUGGAUAAUGAGCUUCAGUGCAUCAUUUGCUCUGAGCAUUUCAUUGAGGCUGUGACAUUAAACUGCGCCCACAGCUUCUGCUCUUAUUGUAUCAAGUCGUGGAAGAAACGUAAAGAAGAGUGUCCCAUCUGCCGCCAAGAGAUCGUGACCGAGACCCGCUCCCUUGUGCUGGAUAAUUGCAUUGACAGUAUGGUGGACAAGCUAAGCCCAGAGAUGAAGAACCGGCGGGCAGCUCUAAUAUUGGAGCGCAAAGAGAUGGUACAGGCGGAGGAAUCAAACCCUGUUCUCGUAGUCAGUGACAGCAGUUCCUUCCUAUCGGACACAUUCUACAUCUCCAGCAGCAGCUCAGACAGCGAUGAGCUGGGCAACGAUUUUUGGAUGAGGAGUGAGGAAGAGGAGUAUGAAGAAACUCUGUUUGGCUGCGGGACUGAUGAACUCGACUCCUCUGACUUUGAGUCGGAUGAUGAUGAAGAGGAAGACAGCUUUUUAAUCAUAUAAAUCAGCUCUGGCUGUAGAGCAGUGAGAUCAUCUCCCCUUUCAUCACUGAGCCAAUCACAACUGGGCCAAUAUCGGACCAUUACACGUGCGCACAUACACUUUAUAUACAUCUAAGUCUAUUUUCCUUCAUGUAUUUAUUUCAUUUGCAUCAUGUAACAUUGCAGCAAUGUGGAUUCUGCAUCUGCAGUUCUGCUGUACCAGGGACUGGGACUUUUCAUUCUGUUGGGGGUGGUUCUGUUAUAUAUCGGGCUUGGGGACUGGGCAGUUAUUAAAGGCAUUUUGGAUGCUGUGCACCCCCAGUCUUGCUUGGGGAGAGGUAGGUGUAGUAAAGCCCGUUGGUGUAUGGUGGAGUGACAAACGACAGUUUCAGGGUUGUGCUUGGGGUUGAUGGGGGAUGCAGCUAAGAUACUAUUUUGUUACUGAAGAGAUAUUUGGAAACUACUUUAUUCAGCCUUCUGUCUUUUCUUAUGGCAGCAUCUCCUUAAAGGAGAAGGAAAGCUACAGAGGCAUUUUAUUGCCAAAAGAUAAGCCACAAUACUGCAAGCUAGAAUGCUAUAUUUAUUCUGUAGAAUGCUUUACUAUACCUGAGUAAACAAGUUCUCUGUUUGUUUAGGACAGCGGCUGCAGUAUUAGCUUGGUGUGACAUCUCUUCCUGCCUGAGUCUUUCCCUGCUCACUUAUAGCUCUGGGCUCAGAUUACAGCAGGUAGUGGAGGGAGGAGCAAACUGAGCAUGCUCAAGCCCUAGCCCUGGAGGUUUAAGCUGAAAACAGGAAGUCUGAUACAGAAGCCCAUGAGUACACAAUAGAAUGAAAGAAAUGUGGUGUUUCUUUUGACAGAGGACUCAGAGCAGCAUUACUUUGAGGAUUUACUGGUGUAUUUAUAUAGACCUUUCUGAUAAGGCUUACUUAGUUUUAGCCUUUCCUUCUCCUUUAAUAUUGGGGUAGAAAUCUAAAGGGGUAGUUCACCAUUGCAUAAAAUGUUAGUCUGAUGGUAACAAGGAUAUUCUCAGAUUGCAGUCGGGCUUUAUUAUUUACUCUUUUUGUUGUUCUUGAUUUCGUUUUUUUUUAGUUGACCAACUGUCCAGUCUACAACUGGGCCGAGGGAUGAAUGCGAGAGGAGUUGAAGAAACAGAUAAGGAAUACAAAGUAACCAAAUCAUUGAAGCCUUAAAGAGCACUCGUUUUCAGCCAGGGACAGCGACCCCUUUGAAAGCUAGAAGCAACAGGAGAGGGAAAAACAAUAACAUGCAAAUAGUUAAAGGUGUUCGUUGUUAGAUUGGGACACAAAACAGUUUUUAUGACGUCUCCUUUACAUUUUUUCUGCAGGUUUUAAGGAAGUGAAAGUGUGUGGUUUUGUUACAGUGCCCCUCCCUUGUGAGAUGCCACAGACUCCGGGUGCCUCACAGUAUCGGCUUCUAUUGCCCCCAGUGAGUCUGUUGCCUUGUGUUUCAUAGGGAAGUUCAUUAGAGAUUCAUUAUAGAAUAUGAUUUAGUUGCUGCUGUUGUUUUGGAAUUUACCUAGAUCUUUGUCUAUCUAGCAACACUGAGUCAUCUCUACCCUCUUUUAUAGAGGGAGAGUCCCCCCAAAAUGCAGGAACUGCCUCUCCUUGAACCCAGUUUAACCCUGGCAGCACUGAGCAGAGACACAAACAAGGAACAGCACCGCUGUAAUGUUGAUCACUCACAAGACUAUGUUUUGGUACUUUGGGAAACCCUUUAUCCUGGGAGGUAGGGACUAGGGUUGCCACCUGGCCGGUAUUAUACUGGUCUGGCCGGUAAAAAUGAUGGCUGAUCCCAAUGUUAUUAAUAGGGAAAAAAAGAUAAAUAUAAUGGAAGGCCGGUAUUUUUUUCCAGAAAAUGUGGCAGCCCUAGUAGGGACACAUGCAGCCUUUACUCUUUAUGCAUGAGACCCUACUGCUUAUAGAUCCUGUGUUGGUGAAUUCCCAGCAUGCCCUAUAAGCCACAAUCCUAGAGAUUCUAGUUCCUAGAAAGAGAAGAUUCGACUAGUGUAGUCGGAGUUUCUGGGAACUCAAUAGCCAGUGGUGACUUUGGGUGUAACCCAUGUACUGCCAGGAUCAGCCAGUAAGGAGCAUAGUGUGGGGGCUACAUUGUGAAGUAAAGGGGUGGGAGUGUAACCCAUGCAUUGCCAGAAGCAGCCAGUAAUGGAAAUAGUGUGGGGGCUACAUUGUGCAGUAAGGGGGUGGGAGUGUAACCCAUGCAUUGCCAGAAGCAGCCAGUAAUGGAAAUAGUGUGGGGGCUGCCGGCUCUCCUGCACAGCCUGGGAAGCAGCAGGAAGUAACCUGGUAUGUUAGAUUGAAAAAAAGACACGUCCAUUAAGUUCAAACUUUUUUUUUUUUUUUUAACCUGCCUAACUGCCAGUUGAUCCACAGGAAGGCAAAAAAACCCCAUCUUUUUUGCUCUCCAAUUUGCCUCAGAGGGGGGAAAAAAAUUCCUUCCUGACUCUAAAAUGGCAAUGGGACCAGUCCCUGGAUGAACUUGUACUAUGAGCUAUCUCCCAUAUCCCUGUAUUCCCUCACUUGCUAAACACCAUCCAACCCCUUCUUGUACCUAUCUAAUGUAUCAGCCUGUACCACUGAUUCAGGGAGACAAUUCCACAUCUUCACAGCUCUCACUGUAACAAACCCCUUCCCAAUAUUUAGGCGGAACCUCUUUUCUUCUAAUCGGAAUGGGUGACCUUGUGUCAGCUGGAAAGACCUACUGGUAAAUAAAUCAUUAGAGAGAUAAAAGACAAAAGGGACUUUUUUUUUUUUUUUAACUACAAUACAUGCGCCCAAAACGAUCUAAUGAUAGUAUAAGUAAUCAAACAAGAUAAAAUAGAUAAAAAUAAAAAGCAAUUUUUUGUUUAUUCACCACCAUGCCAUAUUAUUCAAAUUAAAAACAAGCAGCGCUGCAUGUGAGAGGGGAGGGGAUCCCUUAUAUUUGGAUAUUUAACCCCAUUAGCUGAUUAUAUUAAUCAGGUAUGGGGAAAUUUGCAUGCAAGUGUUUAAAAGGAAUGUUAUUUCAUUAAUAUGUGAGGACCAAUUGUUGAAUUUUUUGGAAAUAAUAAAUGCAAAGUCACAAAUGUGA
Xenopus laevis (African clawed frog) is the source of this 4804-nucleotide messenger RNA. It is a transcript of the gene rnf8.S, whose product is annotated as ring finger protein 8, E3 ubiquitin protein ligase S homeolog. Gene Ontology annotation, cellular component: cytosol; ubiquitin ligase complex; site of double-strand break. Gene Ontology annotation, molecular function: ubiquitin binding; ubiquitin protein ligase activity; chromatin binding. NCBI's taxonomy places the organism in Eukaryota, Metazoa, Chordata, Amphibia, Anura, Pipidae. The record is from RefSeq and is marked provisional. Gene Ontology annotation, biological process: DNA damage response; ubiquitin-dependent protein catabolic process; response to ionizing radiation.